GCUCCGUCGUGGUUGGUGUCGGCUGUCCCGGUAGUCGCCGGAACAGAUGGGAACCGCCAUGAGAGAAAGAAGUGGAGGAAGGCAUCGGCGGUGGCAGUUCACUUGUUCUGUGGGCGAGAUCGAGCUACGUGGAAGUCUAGCGCGGAGGUGGCCCAUGUGGUGACGGUGGACCAGGCCGAGGAUGUGAUGGCGGAUGCGACCUAUGCGGCUUUGUUGGACCUCGCGCUCACAGGCAAGAUCAAGACAGUGUUUGGAGGCAGACCUCGUCCUCUUCGUGAUCGUGAGGGCAGCGGAAGAUGGGGCCGCGAAGGACUUUGUGACUGGGAGACCUGGAGGGUGCGCCAGGACACGAUCAUGAUCUUUCGGAUGCUGUUUCUUUGGAUGGCGGCUGCCGCGGUAGCUAGAGCCAAUGGAGAUCGGGACCCGGACUUCAUCCUGGAGCAUCCUGAAGAUCCUCGUGAGUUCCUUAAGGGGGAAAACAUGGCGUCGCUAUGGGCCUUCCCGGAGAUUCAGUUCCUGAAGGAUGAGAUGAAGUGGUUUUGGUGGGGGUUUGAUCAAGGGCCAUUGGGGCAUCCUCGUCGGAAGCCUACGCGGAUCCUCGCGUCCAUGACUUGCCCGCGGGAGCUGUGGAAGGUUCGAGGGCCAUCGUCGGUGACCGAGGACGAGCGAGAUCAUGAUGGCGAUGGUUUUCGUUCGGCUACCUGGGCGGCAUGGGCUCCGGGCCUGAAGCAAGCAGUCAAGCGUGUGGUGGAAGAGAGUUUGGCGGGCUCCACGUUGGAGAAAGUAAUGAAGCUUGAUCAGGCCUUCCUGGAUCAUCUUCGCCGAGACCACACUCCUUUUCGGCGUGACUGCAAAGCUUGCUUGGCCGGCUCUUUUCGUGGCCAUGCUCAUCGGCGGAUUGUGGCCCCCGAAGCUUGGUGCCUGAGUUUGGAUGUGAUUGGACCUACUCGGCAAGGAGUGGAUGAGUAUUUGAAGAAGAUCCGCUAUGCUUUGAUUGGCACCUUGGUGGUUCCUGACAUGUUGGGAAAGCUUCUUCAGCCUCCCGACGAUGGAGCAGACGAGGGAGGUGGCGUUGGGCCUCUAGAUGAUGAUGAUCCCAUCUGUGAGGAAGGACCAGCUGAGGAUGGAGACGAUGAGGCCCCUGCGGUGGAAGAGGAGCGAAGUCGUCGCGAACUGGAGCGGUGGAAGGCUCGGGUGGAGAAAGACAAGCUCGACGGCGUGUCCUGUGUGGAGGUUCCCUUUGUGGUGAUCAUGGGUUCUAAGACCUCAGCCGAGGUGCUGGCCGCUACGAAGGACAUUCUGGUCCAAGUGAAGAAGCUCGGACUGGUGUUUGUGAAGCAGCGAUCCUGGAAGCUCAAGAAGGAGGAGUUCGUCGAGAAGGUGGUGGCUGCAAAGAUAUUGUGUCCUUCUAUGGAUGUUGCUAGAGGCUUCCUAGUUCGCACGGAAGAAGGCAGCUAUCUGACCACCAUGGCGGCGGUUGAGAACGUCAAGGAAACUUCUGGGGAGUUUGUGGUGGAUGCUCCUCCUGUGCGUGCGGACGAAUCUGGGGUCCGGAGGAGGCUGCGGGGGAAAGUGGCCAUUGCCAAGGCAGAGCUUGCUGUGGAUGAGCAGGCCUUGAGGUGCGAGCAGUUGGAGGACGAGCAUCUCAUUCAGGAUGAGGAGCUGGCGGCGCUCUUCCUAGAGGCCGGGGACUACUCUAUGUCAGCAGUGGAGGAGCUCCUUGAGAGUUUGUGGCUUAAGGAGCACUUGGUUCCCGGUCGUCGCCCGGAGGUCUUUGAUGGGGCUCCUCAAGUCUCUGUUCAUGUGUUGGGAAUGUUUCGUCAUGGUGGCGUGGUUGGAGCAACUACGUUGGCGCGGACUCGCCCCUUCCUGACCAGGUUUUUGGUGGCGGCAGUAAAGGAGCACAGUGGCCCUGAUACUACCUUCACUACCCGACCCCUCAACUUCAACACGCCCAUGCAGUGCCACAAGGAUGGGAACAACAAGGCCGGCGAGACGGCUACGUUGAUUGGCUUCGGGAACUACGUGGGUGGGGCACUUUGGUGCCACACUCCAGUGAGUGAUGUGAGGGAAAGCAUGAGCUGGCACAAGGUCAAUGGCAAAUGGCUGCCAGGCCAUCGCUACGCGACCUACCACAAGGCGGUAGUUUUCGAUCCAUGCCAGCUUCACCAACCACUACCAUGGCAAGGCAACCGCAUUACCAUGACAGCUUACACGGUCGGCUGCCCAGACAAUUGCAACCAACCGCAUCGGGACUUACUGCAAGAGCUUGGUUUUCCACUGCCACCCCCCGGAGUUCCGGCUUUUUCGUCAGAAGGAGGAGGGAUCGGUGGCGAAUGUGGAAAAGGAGAAGGAGAUCAUGACGCGGUGUGUUGUAUGUCUGGAUGUCAGGGACCGGGGGAGAACCUGAACUCGGAAUCUCGUGAUGGUGUUGCUGGAGGGGGUCCUUUUUCAAAUGGAUGUCAGGGACCGGGGGAGAACCUGAAGUCGGAAUCUCGUGAUGGUGUUGCUGGUGGGGGUCACUGCAAAUGCAAAGGAUGGGAGGUAGAUCCCUCGCUAUGUCUUUGUCGUCUACCUGGUGAAGAGACUGGUGGUGGUGCUGCUCAGUUCUACAUUGGGGAUGACGAGAACGAGGAGUGUUCAGAAGACCCAUGGUUUCAGGAGUCGUGGGGUGCGUUUGGUCCUCCAAUGGUUGCUACGUUGAAGCCGGCGUCGUCCGAGGCUGAGGUGUCUUAUGAGAUUGUGGCUUCGGAGGCCCCUUUGGAGGUAGGUUGGGAUCUCUUCGAGGGCUACUUGGAUGAGGUUCGAUGUCUUCUGGUGGAGGAAGAGAACUGGGAGCGAGCCCUUGCGGAGGAUCAGGAUCAUGGCAGCCUCGCGGCUUGUCAAGUGAAGCGCUGGAAUGCCAGCAGGGAGGAUUUGGAGUCCGAGAUGGAGCUCUGGCAAAAGUAUGAAGGCUCGGAGGAGGACAAAGUGUGUGUGGCUGAGCUUGUUGAGGGCGGCGACGAGGCACCGCUGCAUACGAAGACCAUUCCCAACGAGGUGGUGAGGAAAGAGUUGGAUCGAUGGGUGCCCAGCAUGCUGUCCGAGUACGAGAGCUUGAUCCGGGAGAAUGAAGCAGUGGAGCCCUUCCCGGAGGAGAAGCUGGAGCAGUGGAAGCAGGAAGGCAAGGACUUUGACCUAGUGCCCGGGAAGACAGUGCACACUGUCAAGGCGUUCAUGGGCCGGCUCAAGACUCGGGCCGUCAUCUGCGGGAACUUCCUGGGUCAGAGUUUCUCGAAGGAUCAGAAGUACGCGGCCGGGGCGGAUGGGGUUCUUACCAGGAUCGCCCUGAUGGGUGGUGUGUGUCAGGAAACCAUUUGGCGCGUGAAGCGCGCGCUUUAUGGAAUGGUUACCUCGCCUCGCUCCUGGGAGGUGUACCGCAACAAGACCAUGGCCCAGAUGAAAGGAGCCACUUCGGAAGGAGAGGUUCGGUUUGUGCCCUCGGAGAUCGAUGGGAGUUUGUGGUACAUUCAAGUCGGCGGCCGUCGAGCGGGAGCUAUUUUGUGCUAUGUCGACGACCUCUUGAUUGCCGGCGAGCCGGAGGUGGCCAAGGAAGCAGCUCGUGUCAUCGCGAGCACCUGGAAGUGCACCGAGCCGCAGUGGGACAAUGUACACAAGGACCUGGAAGGCUACGAGGAGGUCCCGGCGCCGACGGUGUUGACCUCGGAGGACUUUGACCUAAUUGAAGAGGAAAGUGCCGCGGACUUUGUCAGGCCGGAGAUCCUGUACGCGGUGAAUCUGUUGUCGCAGGCCAUCAGCAAACGACCGAAGGAGGCGGUCUACCGAGGGGGGCACUUGAUCAAGUACCUCAAGCGAUAUCCUGAAGGAGGUCGAAGCCAACAGGCAAUCAUGGUGUUCGUCCUGGGUGGUUUGGUGGCUUGGACAAGUAGCCGGCAGGCCUUCGUCACCAUGUCUACAGCAGAAAGUGAACUGGUGGCGAUUUGUGAGCUUACUACCUGUGUGAAGUCUGUGGAGCAGCUGGUGGCCGAGAUCAUGCUUUCCUCGAAGGACCGUGCUUCGGAAGUGAUCAAGGCUAUCUGUUCGGACAGCCAGGCGGCGUUAGCAGUAUGUGCCAACACCGUCAAUGCGACACAGGCCAAGAAGUUGAUCGUUUUGUUGUGCUUGGCUUCUGUGGUGGAGCGAGGGGAGGCAGCCGAGAUCGAGACUCAGGAGCCCUUCGAUUACCUGUUCCUCGGCGUGUGCUUGGUUGCGGUCAUUGCUAUUUGGGAGUCCUUGAAAGUGGUUCUCGACUACAUUAAGCAGUGCUGCAGAAGUACGGGAGUGAGUCGGGGGGUAGAGGAGCUUGAUAGGUCGAUUCGCCCUGGGGCGGUGGAUCCCGUCAGCUCAGACUCACUUCGCGACUCCUCUUUGGAAACUGCGGGGCUGCGCGUGAGGACGAGUCGACUCACCGGGGAGAGGAGGCCUCCAACACCUCCGAUUCCGGAACCUCUACAUGAUGACUGGUUCCCCACCACAACGAACGACUUCGUGAUGCCCAGUGGAAAGCGCGACUACUGGGAGAUCGAUGAACGCCGUGGUGUAGCAAUCCGCUACCAUCCCACGGCAAGGCUAAAUCUGUUCGUUCCAGGACAAGCGGCCGGAGGUCCGCCGCUGAACAGGUUUACCGGUGAACGGCGAACCCUUGGACGCUUGAGUUCGGGCCAAGUAUUGGUCCAUGUUGAUGAUUUCACGCGACUUAGCAAGCCAGCACAAUUGUUGGCCAACAAAGAGUGGAGAGGACGCACUGAGUUGCGUCUCAAGAAGACGUGA
Molecule: messenger RNA, 4809 nt
Organism: Symbiodinium necroappetens
Lineage: Eukaryota; Dinophyceae; Suessiales; Symbiodiniaceae
Source: the annotation of a GenBank genome assembly